Harpegnathos saltator (Jerdon's jumping ant) is the source of this 12530-nucleotide messenger RNA. RefSeq lists its product as uncharacterized. Bases 299 to 10978 code for a protein of 3559 amino acids. The transcript has 21 exons. The record is from RefSeq and is a predicted model, not a curated record. Lineage: Eukaryota; Metazoa; Arthropoda; Insecta; Hymenoptera; Formicidae. Gene Ontology annotation, molecular function: calcium ion binding.
UUCUUCCGUUUUUCCCAUCGCCGUCUUCUCCACUCUCGUCUCGUCUCCUUCUUCCUCCCGCGAGCGCGCGCGCGCACGCCCGCGACGGCGAUAACGUCUCGUGCACCAGGAGGUCGGAGGAUCGUCGAGAGGUGGCCGAGUCCGGAAGCCGGCGCCCUGGGAUCGUUUUGGUGCUCAUGUAACGGGCGCAAGUAGCAGCGGUGCGCGCGGAAUUGGUUUACGUGAGAGUGCGCGUCUCCGAGAACUCGCAGAACUCCGGGCCAGUUUCUCAAAGUGCUGUCAUCGGGCUCGAGAGCAGAUGGGCGGCGACAUGUGGAGGCUUUGGUUUACGAAAUUACUUCUGCUAGUGACGCUCCUGCUGACGAUUGCGGCUCAGACGCGGUCGGAGGAUGGAGCGAACGAAAGUAUCAGGGCUUCUAGGAUAGAGAGGGAUCUGCAGGGUGAUUUCUACGACGAGGUGCAAUACGGAAGCACAAGCGCCGAAAGCGAAAGAGACGCGUGGCCCGCGAACGAGGGCGACGUAAAUGUCGACAGGCUCGAUGCGGAGGACGACGAGGUGCCGCGAAAACGCGUCAGAAUCCGAGUACCAGUAGUGCGUAGCAGAAGUGCCAGACAGCACAAACUCACGGUGGUGAGGCGCAGGCCCUUGGCGUCUCGCAGCGGAGGUGCAGCUGAGUAUGCGUCAACCGCGCAUGCACCACGAAGAAUCGUAGUGACGCGAGUCAGGACUCUCGGCAAGUCGACCUACCCGACCGACGGGCCAGACUCGGCAGGCUUCUUCCAGCCGCCGGCCGCUGGCAAGCACAAAGUGACCAUCACCAGACGUAGAAAGCUGCAACCUACGGCGAUAUUGCCGAGCAUAUCAUCGAAAAACAGAGUCAGAGUCACCCGGAAGAAGCUGGUCGCCGUGCGGCCGAUAGAGGCGACGCCCACCUUCGCCAUCAUCACUACCGGAUUCUUCACCGCGUCAUCUUCCGCCGAAUAUGACGAGGAGGAGUACGAAGACGUGAGCGAGGAGGAGGAGAAUGAAGAUCAUAGAGUCGUUCAAGGGAAAGAUUACUCUACCUCGACACCUGGUCUCGAAGAAACACCCAAUCUCAUCGACAACAAACCGAACGACCAGGCGAGUCUACAGCCGUUGGAGACCAGCUCUAUCCUCUCUGAAGGAAGUAUGUCAGACGAGCCGGUGAUCAUCACCGAUAACUUCUUCUUCCCCCCGUCCGACAACGAGGAAGAUGAUGAAUACGAGGACGAUUACACCGACACGACCACCACGACUGAGAGCGCCGACGAAAUCACACUUUCGGAGAAAGACCAGCAACAGCUCACGACUGAGGCGUCUUCUCCCAAGGUGGAAGAUAAUAUCGUGUCCAAUAAGAGCGACAUUGAAACGCAAAUUGAUAACGAUGUCGUCGUAACGACUACACCAAUCGGUCCAAUUGUAUUGGACAAACCAGAGGAAGGACAAACGGUGACAACCAGCAAAGAAUCCGACGAUACUUUGACGAACACCGUAGCCUCGAUUGAUAGCCUUAUGGAAGAAAAGACUACUACAGAGGUACUACUACCCACCGAUGCCGACAUGUCGGACAAAGACGUGCUGACCACUACGCUUAUUCCCACUGAAGAAAAUGGUUACAACGACAAGGCUACGGCAGAAGAGCACACAACUGUCGCCAAUAUCGAAGAGCCGACAACCUUGACAAACGACGACCUCGUGACAUUAAGCUCGCCCGAUGAAUCUUCGCAGUCGACGGACCUCCCUGACGAGGAGAAUACCACGAUACCUGACACGACAGAGUCGCACAUCUUCUCUUUGACCGAAAAGACGACAGUCCACGUAGAGGACGAAAGUCAGGGCUCAACCGAGGCCCCUGCGAGCCCAUUGGAGCACAAGGUGCCUGCGGUCGUGAGCAGCGAAAGCCCUGAUGAGAUACCGACGGUGCGACCCAUACAACCAGACGUGAAACUAGACUCUAGCUCGACCCAGAUCCCCGAAACAGUCCCCUUGUCCAUGGCUACGAUCGCGCCGAGCUUCGACAGCGUGAUACCGCUCGACACCACGACGACAUCACUGACGCGUGAGCCCGAUAUGACCAACUAUCGAUACGAUUCGGACGUGCCAAGCGUGAUACCUCUCGGCGCGGACUUGAAUCGCGAUGCGAAACCGCCCGGCACUCCCGUGAUUGAGACCAUCCCCGCGACCAAGGUCACCAGCAAGAUCGCGUCGCCCACGCCGGAGGAGAUCGAGGCCGGACUGGCGGACGAUCUUUACUUGUCGCUGUCUCGCCUCGAUUUCCCCGAGAUCUUGCCGUCCAAGCCAGCCACGGUCGACCUGCAAACCGAGUUCAUGACCCCGGACCUCGCGCUCGAGCCCAGCACGAGCGUUUAUUACACUGAGACGGUAGUGACGUCGACGCGAUUAAGGACGUACACGUACGUGGUGACGCAACUUAACGGACUGGAGACUAAAGUGACAUCGUCGACGACCGUACGACCGAGAGUGACGACACUUACGCUGACGGUGCCGGUCACGGUGACUGUCACUCCUACCGUGGAGUCGUCAGCCAGCUUCGUAUCGUCUGUGUAUAAUCCAGUACCCGUUGCCGGAGAGUACGAGACGAAGGAUGAAGAGGAGGGACGCAGGUUCAACUUGGCGACCCGCGUAAUGUCGAACGGCGUGGAAGUCAUCGUCGCCGAGCCGACUCCGGCUCUACGAUGGGAGAACUCGAAUCCUCAACCUACCCUCACCCUGUCAGACGCGGUGGUCAUGCUCCUUCCGCAGGAUAAGCCGAACGAGUUUGUCACGAAGACUUGCACAACAACUUUCACGUAUCUCAGCACGAUCACCAAGGAUGGAACGACUACCGUCUCCACGGAGCAGCAGGUGGUGGCAAACACGGCGACGGAAGAGCGACAUAGGAAACCCGGUUCUGAGACGGCAGCCGUGACCCUGGAGGCGUCGCCGACUCUGCGCACCGAGGUGUUCAAAACCACCUACACGUAUUUGACUUUGAACACCGACCACCCGGACGCGAACGACGCGUUAGAAAGUAGCACGAAAGUCAUAACGAACACGGUUACCGCACCGCAGCAUUACCUAGACAUGAUUCUCGAGCCGUCAGAAGCGCCGCGACCGGAAACCAAUACGUACCUCAGCACCAGAGUAUUAGAGAAGACGUUUAUGGAAGAAGGUCGCACAAAAGUGGAAACGGUCAGCGACACGAUUACUCAGCUAAUAGUAACGGAAUCGGCACCACCGCCGCGGCCAACCAGCGUCACGACCACCUUGACUGCCCUAGACAACACCGACGGCAGCAUGACGGAUAUCACGAAGACCUAUUACAUCACGUACACGUACUUCAACACAUUUUUGGAGAAAGGCAGCACGGUGGUGCGCACGAACGUGGCCACGUCGACCGACGUGGUGCUGGAGAAAGUACCGGUGCGGAAAACCACCACAAAGACCGCACCGAUUAAUCCUACGCCGGAGCCUAUACAAAUCUUCGCUACGAAGACGUACCUCACCACCUUCACGUACUUCACGACGUUACUGCAGGCUGGCCCAGACGGCGAAACGUCGACCACCGUGACGUCCCGCUCGCACAUCGUCGAGAACGUUGUAACGGAGUCGAUCGCCCCGAGCUUGCUGGACGCCGGUUACAUGAACGCCCUGCUGACGACCGCGCACCACUCCGACCCGGUGAAGAACGUCGUCACCGGCUCGACGAUCAUCUUCUUUGACGAGGAGGACCAGAUCGACCCGACCGCGACCACGAAUGCGCCGGAAGCGACCUCUUUCCCGGAGAUCACGAAGGACGAGAAGAGCACGACGACCCCGACGCCGACGGACACGUCGUCGGCGAUCGCAAAACCGGUGAAUGCGACCAAACAGAAUAAUAAUGGCAGCGCGUCAUCGGGCGAUGAGCCACAAAACAAACGGCCCACUUCUCAGGCCGGGGAAGAUCUUCAAGUCGGCAAUCUUCUCGGCCUCGGCUCUCUAGGAAUCAACAGCCUGUCUGCCCUGGGACCGGUGAUUACGGCGAUGGCGGGAUUACUGCAGGGGAAGACCGCCUCGGCCUCGCGGCGAAACGACACCGCGUCUCUCGCGGAGACCCAAGAGGUCACUACGCAGAGAUCGCCGAUUUACAUACCGGUUGCGGAAUUCGCCGACGGUGAUAUCGAAACUGCAGAAAGCCAAAAUAUAGCCGCUCAUCUGGCGAACUUGAAUCACAAUUACAUCGCCGAGACGCGUCACAAAGUGGCCAGUAGUCUCGCCGACGGCAUACCGAUAUCCCCCGGCGAGGUGAUCACCGCAAACAGCGACGUCAUCAUAGGGAAACCCGGCAAAAUGGCACCGAGACCGCCGCAGACGUAUCUGAAGGACGGCAUGAAACCUCCUCCUUUACCCGUGCCUAAUAUCCCGGUGCAUCCUGUACUGGAAGUUCUCAAGAGCGAUCACGAGGACGUGCAAGCUCAGCCGACCGUGGAAGGUCCGCAGGUGCAGAUCCUGCCGGCACACCAGGUCUACGAAGAACACCUGAAAGUGCCGGUCUCUAUUCCUCUGGACGCGAAUCACCCGACCGCUUCUAAGCAACCUCAAAAACUGCAUCCCGUUCAACCGUCGCCUCCUAAGAGGAUUGGAUCGAAUCAAGAUAUCUUGCAGAACGAUCCCCUGCUGAAGCCACCCGAUAGACCGAAUGUGGAGCAAUACGCGAAUCCGAAUUUGAGCCCGAAGGUUCCAGAAUGGAAUCCGGAAAAGUACAGGAGACCUUGGAGCGCCAAAGAUCCCUUAACACCGCCUCUGUCAUCUACGAUAUACGACGAAAUUCAUCCGGAUAAAUCAAUCGAGAAACCUCGUCCGACUAUGCUACCGUCCGAAGAACAGAAACGACCGCCAUGGGCGCAGAAAGAUCCUCUGUUGCCGGAUACUUCCAUCGUCAUUCAAAGCUCAGAGUCGAAAGAUAUUCCAACCCGACCGAUAGUUCACCAGGUCCCACACGUCAUCAACAGGUCUACAGGACAGCCUCUGUUAGUUAAUAUCCAACCCAGCCAAGUUGCCAACGUCGUAAUUCCUCAGGGAGGCACGCAAGCGCUGAUCUUCGGAGACACCAAUGAACCUCACAUAAGCGGGCAAUAUUUCGACGACCCUUCACCCUAUCCAGAACCUGAAGUUGGGCCAGGCUUCGUAGGUAUCCAAAAGGUUCAAGACUUGCCUCAAUACUCAAACGAGAAAGAUCCAGCCGACUACAUGGUCCCUCCCUCACCACCUCCGUCGUCACCCAUUAGUUUCAAGCCCGCUUCAUCGAAACCAGGCUUAUCCGGUCGUCCACAUACCAUUCCCUUAUCACCCGUACGGGUUGAUUACGGGAGACCGCAGGAAACUCCAGAGACUCCUCUACUACGACCCGACAAGAGACCGUCGGAAGUGCAUCUGAUCAAACGUCCCGACGGAUCCGGGAGUUCCAGCCAAGGUCACGUUCACACCGAAAUCCUCGUACAUCACAAACCGGAGACGAUCAACAUCCGACCGCAGCCCGCUCCACACCCGUCUAUUCACUCUCACGUGCACUCGGUCCAUCAGCCGCCAGUACGCGGCCAUUUCCCGAAGGGCCAAGGCCCGGUGGAACAAGGGAACCCUCCGAGACGUACGGAGGUCUCCUCAUCGGGUGAAGUCCCGCACCGAUACAUAUUUCUCGGCAAGCCAGACUCUGGCAACGAGAUAACACUAGGCGCUAAUUGGAAAUCCGACAAGAAGCCGCUAAGAUUCGCGCCGAACAGCCGACCGAGACCGCGACCUAUACUGAGACCAACGUCUGACCGUCCCUUGGACAGGCAUGUCUUCGUGGAACGGCCCACCGGAUAUCCUCCGGCACGGAAACCAACAUAUUCUGGACCUCCGAGACUUCCGGCCAAGACACAGAAUACCUUCGUCUUGCCACAUCGCCCGCCGAUGAGUCCUCAGUCUCACCAGGAGUCUACUCCUGAUAGGAUACCACCCAAGCUGUUUACCCUUCAAGUCGAUCAUCAGGAGCGACCGCCGCAUAUCUAUCCGGAAAACGUAGGUGUGGGUAACUUUAUGACGCCGCCUGCCCCCACUGAACAAAACAGCCGUGUUCCUCCGAUUAGUGCGAUGGAAUAUCACAAUCCUUCGUAUUCGAACCCAGCGUCGGAGGAUAGUAAGUACCUUCAGGUACCAGCGAUACCGCAGCAGAUGCCGGAAGAUCAGCCCGAAAAGUGGCAAACGCAAGUGCAAACGGAACAGACGUUGCCGGACUCCGCCAUCGACGCCUCAGAAUACGUGAAUUACCAAAAUCAGUACAAUGAUCAGGGUAACAAGAGCCAAGAGGUCAGCGGUCAAAGUAAGAAGGAUAUGCUGAAUUCAGCCUACGCUCACAACAUCAAUCAGACCCUGAAUCGGCAAACUCCUUAUGGACCGGUGGUUUCCAUUAAUACGGUAGUGGGCAAACCGCUGGAAGUGGGACAAGAACAAAGCAUGACUUUCGGAUACAAGACGGACGGCAAACCGAUAUUGCCAGGAUCACACGGUGCUGAUCCUUAUAGUACGAGGCCUUACGAAUUGCCCGUAGUACAGGGUAAACCCUUCGGCGUUUACAACGGCUACGUGGACCCAACCACUCCGUAUGGUUAUAAACAGAAGGAAGGUAGACCCGAUUACGAGAUAGUUCAUGGUAUACCCGCCUCUCAUGGCGAGGUUCUCGCUUCUAUGCCGACGUUGAUCCAGAAGACACAAGGCAGCCAACUUACGACAGUCAGUACGCUCGAGCACGACGAUACCAUCGAUCUAAAACCGCCAGCGAUUAUACCUCAAUUCGGCGCUGAAAUGGACAGACCAGGAAGACCAUAUAUCAGACCGGCCCGUCCCGAUUCGAGGCCUGUUCUGUAUGUCAAACCGGAAAUACUGACGAAACCGCCGAUCAAACUGGAAAUCAGGCCUGAUUACGUGAUGAAACGUCCAGGAGACGUGAAGCUGAACGCCGCGGAGACCUUCAUCAAUCAGACACUGGAUCACGGGUUGAAACUGAGUCACGAUCUUCAGAAGUGGAAUGUGGGUGCGAUACUUCCGGAUGUUACAAAGUCCCCACAGAAAACACCAACUGGACACGAUUCCCACGUUGCUCAAACGAGCGUGAGGCCAAUCGAAUAUAAAAACAGCAGCGUGUCUCGCCCUACUACAAUCGGGAAUAAUCGACCAGUCGUUGUCGUACGUCCAGAUCACGGAACGUACACAAGAGUGCACCCAGAAUAUCCUCAUAUUCUGACGAAGCCGAAGCCCCAGGUGCCAGGACCAGUGAUUAUCUCGAGCGGCACGGCGGGAAUGGAGACGCAUAGUCGGCCGAGCAUCAAGUUCUCCAUGCCGGUGGAGGCAAUGGGUGAGGAAGUGGAUAGCAAGACGCAGACUGAGAGGCCACCCAGCAUGUUGGUCACGAAGAACAAUUUGUCGCACAACAAGAAGAACGACGAGAUUCUGGACGCGGCGUACCAAACGAACUUUGCCUCCUCGGACAGCCAGAGCAAGAAGGAUGAGGUUAAGACGAGGCCAAUUAAUAUUAAGGACAUGAAUAUUCCCUCCAGGAACAUGAUACCGCCGCCUUUAAACGCCGGAUCGAACCAGUCCAACAAGAACGAGCAAGAGGGCCUCAAGCCUCCACCACCACCGUCGAGCGAUGUGGUCGGAUUGUCGCCACCACCGGUAGACAUCACUACCACUCAUGUGCCGAUAGAAGAUCGCUUCGCUCUAGUGACAACCGACGAGUCCGGACUGAAGCCGCCGAAAUAUGUGCCUUUGAAAGAAUCAAUCACCACCGUUGCACCACCUCCACCUAGCACCAGCAUGGUGCCACCUAGUCCAAGACCGUCUCUUACGAAACCAUUCCUCGUGGAACUGCUGUCACAGGACAUGGUGCCACCACCACCGGUAUUGACAACGACCAGGCCGCUGGAGAUCGCUACCGUGAGACCAGCUGUCGCGGUGUCUGGCUCCAUACAAAUAGCCACCGCGGUCGCGACGUCUCAUAUUCCAGUGGUGCAGGAUAUCGAGUCCAAGAUCCCGAUUAUUCACGGCACCGUUGAUCUGCCAGUCGUGGUCGACGUGCCCGAGAUCCUCAGACCAACGGAGACACGAAUGACCGAACACGUCAGCAUCUACACUGUGCGGCCUUUCGAUACAAAACCAGUGACUAGGAUUCCAAUUCAGACAACGUCGACGCUGUCGACGAACAUGGUGAUACCAACGAAACUGCGAUUACCUCAAGCAGACCAUAUCCAGCCGAGCAGAUCGUCGACGAUCCAUCGUGAUGUCGAUCCCACGAGGACGCAUAUGAUGGAUAUCCCACCGAAUCCUGUCGAACGGCCGGAGCACCCGAUAUUCUUGGAAUCCAGCCACGAGAGUAUCUUACCGUCUACUGUCAGAAUGAAACCCACUGAGUCAUUAACAACCAUCGCGGAAACGGAUCAGAAGAAGCAAGCGUAUCCAACCGUGUCGAAAACGGACAUGAUCAAAACGCAGAAACCGCAAACGACUCAACACAGCAGUACAACGAGCCAACAACGCCCUAUAAUCGUCACCAGGGUCGAUAGCUCGAUCACUAAAGUAACCAGCACGUUGGUGCCGAUGAAGGACAGCAAGACGAGUCCCAAAGCUACCGAUUCGACUACUCAAUCUACGAUGAACGCUGUGGAGACUGCAACUAGUGUUGUCGUCAAAGACGGGCCUAACGUUACCGUGCGAACAAAGCCGAAGGAGGUGACGCGGUUCGUAACGUCGACAGUGACAAGGACGAAGACAUCGGUAUUGGGUUCGCCGCCGACGACAAGGACGCUUCUGCUCACACAUACAAUCACCACCACAACGGUAGAGACGGUGACAGAAACACUAUUGCGCCCGACAAGCGUCGUCUCCACGGUUACUUCGACGAUCUUGCAACCGAUCGUCACCAGGGUACCGUCGUCAUACGACAACACAGUGGACAAUGAUUCGAUAUUCGUCGUGAUGAGCGACCAAAAGCCACCAGCGCCUGACGCGGAAGAGGUGGAAGCUGAAUACGGCGAGGAGGUCUCGCGCGAUGAGCAGGAUCCAACGGGCAACGAAGUGCACAGGGUGCUCGCGGGUGGGGUGUUGGGAGCUCCGGUGGUGCCUCUGACACCCAUUGCGAAUCAAUGCACUCCGGAAUGCAAAUCGUCCAAGUCCGAGAUAUGUGCCGAAGUGGGCGCUGAGAUGAGAUGCGUGUGUCGGCCAGGAUUCGCGAGGAUGUUCCCGGAUCGCCCUUGCAAGCCGACUUACACCUACACCUUGCGUGUCGGACUAGACCGCAUCGGUCACGAGUCCGUGACGUACGACGGCGCUCUGAACGAUUCUACUUCGACGAUGUACAAACACCUGGCGGUCCCAACGAAGGACGCCCUGGACAGGACCCUGAUGCAGAGCGAUCUGCGGGACGUGUAUAGAGGUCUGAAGAUCGCCGGGUUCACCUCGGAUCCUACGAAAGUCGAGUUCCACGUGCAGCUCAGCGAUAACGCCAACGAGACCAGACUGAAGGAGAUCCUGAGGAAAUAUCUAGUCGGGAGCAAUUACAGUUUGGGCGGUACGGAGGUGUUCGCCUCGAAGAACCUCGACUUGAUCGAAGCGCUCGACUUCGACGAGUGCGCUUCGAAGGAGGGUGGGCCUCAUCAUGAUUGUUCGCCUCACGCGGCGUGCUUCAACUUGCGCGGAUCAUACCAGUGCUCUUGCAGAGAAGGUUGGGCCGAUCUGUCGGAAAACCCGGCGUAUCCCGGUAGAGUAUGCUCACAGGCACCAUUAGGGUGUGCUGGCUGCAACAACAAAGGUCACUGCGUCACCAAUUCCUUCGGCCAAGAGGUGUGCGAGUGCUUCCCCUGGCACAGCGGUCAACGCUGUCAAGUGAAUCUCAAAGUUUUGCUGAUAGCUUUGGUGACAACCGGAGCGAUUUUGUUGGGUCUCUUGGCGGUUUGCGUGGGGAUGGCGUGCUUCCGCCAUCCAGGACACGACCGAAAGACCGGCGACAGACGAGCGAUGAUCCCUGGAACCGGCGGUGACACCAGCAGCGAAGGUAGCGUCACUGACUUGGCGAUACCGCAUCAUGUGCCGCACGUAUUGCCGCCACCGCCGCAGAUGAUAGCACCAUUGCCGCCGACGAAUAAGCGGCCAAUCCGCAAGAUCAGCGCGAAACCUCGCCAUCCGCCUAGAAAAGCCACGAUGGUACCAGCUGCUGCGAUACCGAUCAACGACGAGCAACGCGAUCGCUCAUUGACGGUGAUGAUCCCACGAGCGAAAUACCGAUCGGCGCCGCAGUCACCGCAAAAUUACAAAGCCGGCAUGAGCACCUUUGCCGCAGAGGAGCACAAACUCAUCAAUUACCUGGACAAUGGCAUGCACUCGCCGGCGAACAGGAAACAGAGUAUAUCCAGCGCGAAGGACUGCAAGGAAGCCGAUCUGCAAGGUGCACGAGGCCCGAUGACGCCCACAGGUGCUCUCGUGAGCGCCGGUUUCCAGGUGUCGGCGACGGUGACGCGUACCGUAGACGCGGAGUCCACCCUGGCGCGAUCCUGCGGCGAGACAACUGUGGAGCCGGCGACGAAGGUGCUGAGAAGCGGGGAUCUUCAAGUGGACCUCGACUCGACUCUGGCCCGGUCGUGCGGCGAAACGACCAUUCAGGCUCCGACGAAGCUGCUGAGACUGGACUUGGGAGAGGCUGGCUCCACUUUGGCGAGGUCCUGCGGCGAAACGACUAUUCAGCCGCCGACGAAAGUUGCCGCCGCGCGCAGGAACAGCGUCAAAGACAAUACCAGGGACAAUAGGGACACCAGGGACAGCGCCAGCGAAGGCCACACCAUGGCUGAGCGGGACUUGGGCAGCACACUGAGACUUCCAGCGCAGCAUCCGCCACUCUACAGUCCGGACAGGACCAGCGAUCGGGAAUCCAACUUUGAUUCGCUCUAGACGCUCAAACGUGAACGAGUCACGACGCAUGAGAAGAUUGACCGCGGAUGACGCCGCUGGACGGUAUCCUUCGCGGACUGUUAAAUUUAUAUAUUACCGGUCGAAAUUUGCGGUUAUACGUCGAAAAACAGAAAAAAAGCUAGGAAGAACGAAAAAGACUGACAUUCGCGUCGUCUGUAAUUAUUUAUUGAACGCGGUCGCGCCUCUUCGUUUCAAUUUUCACGGCACCGUUACGGAAACGCCGACUCGCCGCACGAUUAUUUAUUACGAGCAACACAAUUUGGGCAUCGCCCCCCCCCCUCCCCCGGUGCCGGGAAUCGUUAGGAUCAUCGACGCUCCUCUUCUCAUUCGUGGAACUCACUGAGAUCCGAAACACACGCCUCACAGAUUAUUAACAAUACCCCGCGCGUAACUUCGUUUCGAGGCGAGGGACAAGCGCGCGUGACUCAACUCCGUGCCAAAAUACAACCAAUGAAAUGUAGGGAAGGCUCCUCGAGGAAAGCAGCUCUUUCUCGUCUUCCUGUACGAUCGUCGCAACUUUACCAUGCGCCUGCACGCGUGGUGCAACAGUGUCAUAAAUCGUGGAUGGCGACAGGUUGUCGCGCGAGCAGCACGACGAGGAAGCUCGAUGCUCUCGUAUCGGCCGCAAGGGGAGAAUAUUUUUUAUUAUUGUUGUUAUUGUUUGUUUAUUUAGUCUAUUCGCCGACGACGAGUCGUGUCAUGUUGCCCGGCUUCAGCCCGUUGCGAGGCUCCACUUUUCACGGAGCGAUCGUCGUCUCGAUGAUCUCGAGAUCGACGAGGAAUGUCCAGCGUUCCAGCGUUCGCCCGAAUAAAAACCGUCCACGUCACGCUCCCGAUGCUGAAUAUCUCCAUCCGAUGUAACGCUUCGUCUCACUUUUUCCACAAGAUACUUCGAUCAGGAAAUGCUGAUUAUUCGCAUCGACUUUCGAAACAUUCUCGAACCUUCGAGGAAAUGAGAGAAUUUCCCUCAAUGUCCAACGAAGAAGUUGAUAAAUUGGGAGAACGAGCGAGUUGAGAAAAUUCUACGCUCCCUCGGGAGAGACACGCUCUCUUUCCAGCCCCGUUCGCGAGAGGUGCCGGACGAAGCCGGAGCAACGUUGCUGUCUGUCAGAUCCGAGAGAGGAAAAGCUAACGACUUGCGUUGAACGAGCGGUUAAGCGAGCGGGACGCGUACGAUGUAUGUAUUUACGGUUAGCUCAGUUAGGUAAGCGUAAGCGGAAGCGCAACAGAAGGACAGGUGUAUUACAUGCGUCAAGGUUCUUCCGUGAGUCUAUGUUCACAACCAAAAGAUCGUUCCGCCUGCGCGGGAUGAAUUAAGUUCUGCCGACUUAAGAGACGACGAAGACGACGAUGCUCGUACCUCUAAAGCUACGUUACUAACCUCGUCCUCCUUACUUUGUCCGAGUGGAUCCUCCUCUUUAUACAUACCUUAUGCAUAUAUAUGUAUAUAUACAUAUAUACACACAUAUAUAUACAUAUAUAUAUAUAUUUCUUUUUACCUGUUGUAAAUAAUCUCUUUCUUGAUUCUUUC